AUGGAGAAGAGAAGAACAAAAGAUGAUACAUGGAAAGCGGAUGACCUCAGAAAACACCUUCGGAUUGCACAAUCAGAUAGUCCAAAAGAAGAAAAGAAACAUAGAGAAAAAAAGCCACAUAAGGACUCAGAAAGUGACCUACUUGAAUACAGAGAGCGUAAAUACAAGGAUCAAGACAGAGACACAAAGUAUAAAGAAAGGACAAAUGAAAGAGAUGCUCACGUGUCUAAGGAGAAUCCUCAAGGUGAGAGGGACAGAGACAAACAUAGGGAAAGAAAAAAAGACACAAAAGACCGGGAAAGAGAAAAAUAUAAAGAGAGACAUCGAGAACAAGAUACAGAAAAGUCUCAUAGUAGAGGAAAAGACAGAGAAAAAGAAAAAGAGAGAAAAGCUAGAAAAGAAGAACUUAGGCAGACCACUGCCUGUCAUAACCUCUUGGGACGUGAUGUGCGUGACAAGCAACUUCUGGAAAAAGUAGACAGGAAAAUACGUUCAGUAAGUAAAGUAAGAAUUGAAGAGAAAGAAAAAAGAGAUGACGACUCAGAAAGAGGAGAUGAGGAGAGAGAAAGAAGAUACCGAGAAAGAAAGUUGCAGUAUGGUGACAGUAAAGACAAUCCUCUUAAGUACUGGCUUUAUAAAGAAGAUGGUGAAAGACGACAUAGGAAACAAAAAGAACAAGAUCGAGAGAAGAAACAUCGAGAGAAAAGCAGUACAAGGGAAAAAAGAGAAAAAAAUCGAAAAGAAAAAAAUAAUUUGUUGUCUGACAAAGAAGGGGAAGAAAGACAUAAAGAGAAACGACAUAAAGAAGGUGUACAUUUUGAUGAAGAGAGGCACCGAAGUAGUGUGGAUAAAAAAGAAGAACAGAAGAAAAGCAGCUCCAAGAAUGGUGAACACAGAAGUCGAGGUUCAAGUUCAAAAAGAGAUGGAACUAGCAGCCAGCAUGCAGAGAAUUUAGCAAGGAAUAAUGAAAAAGACAGAGACUCAAGAAGGAAGCAUAGCUAUGAGGAAGAGUCAUCACCGUGGAAGUUGGCUCAGAGGCACAGAAGUGAAGAAAAUGUGGAAAUUGAAAAGGAAGACAUUGACUUAGAAAAUGUGGGAACUGAUGAAUAUAUAGCAAGUUUUGAAGAUGAUUUUGAAGACUAUGAAGAUGAUUUUGAGAUUUGUGAUGGUGAUGAUGAUGAUAGCAAUAAUGAGCAUGAAUUGAAAGAAAAAACUGAAGAACUUCCUCCAGCAAAAAUAAAGGAGAUACAAGAAAUUAAAAAAGCCAUUAAUGCAGAAAAUGAAAGGAUUAGUGAAUUGUCUUUGAAACGGUUUCAGAAACAAGGUCGAAUGGAAUAUGAAGGGGAAUCAAGGACUGAUGCAAACAAUUCCCCAUCCAGAGCCCCUGUCUGUGGAAUUUUCAUGGAUUUUGUAACAGCUUCACACCGUCAAAAGAGUCGGAAUCAGGCCCUUAAGCAAAAGACACGCAGUACAAAACUACUUCGGCUUAUUGACUUAGAUUUUUCAUUCACUUUCUCUCUGUUGGAUCUACCACCAGUAAAUGAAUAUGACAUGUAUAUCAGAAACUUUGGGAAAAAAAAUACCAAGCAGGCAUAUGUUCAAUAUAAUGAAGACAAUGUUGAAAGAGACAUUCAGACGGAAGAAAUAGAGACAAAGGAAGUAUGGACCCAGCAUCCAGGAGAAAGUACUGUUGUAUCUGGAGGUAGUGAAAAUAGAGCUAUCUCUGAUCCUACAAUUGUACCAAAGAUUGAUACACCCAGAUUAUCUAACUUUCUCCGAGCUGCUUGUCAGGUGAUUGCUGUUUUGCUUGAAGAAGAUCGUGUGGCUGCUGAACCCAACUGGAACCUCAGGGCUCAAGACAACACCCUUUGUUUUAGUGAUACUUCUUCUCAGUUGAACACUAGCCUUCCAUUCCUUCAAAAUCGAAAAGUAUCCUGUUUGCAAGCUUCUCAAGUUCAGAGGCAGACCAUGGUGUCUGUUCAUGAUUUACCUGAAAAGACAUUCUCAGAUCAACUGGAUGGAAGAUACAUCCUCUGUAUCUGGGAUAUUUGGCAGCCUUCAAGUCCACAGAAAGUUCUGAUAUGUGACUCAAAGGUCACAUGUUGCUGCUUUAGCCCAUUUAAAGCAUUUUUAAUGUUUGCUGGAACAGUACAUGGCUCCGUGGUUGUAUGGGACUUAAGAGAAGACUCUAGAAUACAUCAAUAUGUGAAGCUGAACGAUUGUUUUUGGACAUUCAGGAUAUCAACAUUUUCUACUGAUGGUAUCCUUACAUCAGUAAACCACCAAAGUCCUCUUCAAGCAGUAGAGCCCAUCUCAACAUCUGUCUACAAAAAGCAGAACUUUGUGCUUUCACCUUUUUCUACUCAAGAAGAAAUAUCAGGUUUGUCAUUCCACAUUGCUUCCUUGGAUGAAAGUGGAGUUCUUAAUAUUUGGGUAGUUGUUGAAUUACCAAAGGCGGAUAUUGCAGGUUCAAUAAGUGAUUUAGGUUUAAUACCUGGAGGGAGGAUAAAAUUAGUACAUAGCUCUGUGAUUCAGCUGAAUAACAGUCUUUCCCAUAAAGAUAAUGCAUUUUGGGGGAUUGCACAAACACUGAAUGUUAAGUUUCUGCCUUCAGAUCCUAAUCAUUUUAUUGUUGGCACAGACAUGGGUCUUAUAAGUCAUGGAGCAAGACAAGAUUUAAGAGUAUCUCCUAAAUUGUUCAAACCCCAACAACAUGGUUUAAGACCAGUAAAAGUUAAUGUGAUUGAUUUUUCACCAUUUGGAGAACCGAUAUUCUUGGCUGGCUGUUCAGAUGGCAGCAUUAGAUUACAUCAGCUGACUUCUGAGUAUCCUCUUCUGCAGUGGAAUAACAGCACCAAUGGCCAAGCUAUUACUGGCUUACAGUGGUCAUUAACAAGACCUGCUGUGUUUUUGGUCCAGGAUGACACAUCCAGUAUUUAUAUUUGGGACCUACUGGAAAGUGAUUUGGGUCCUGUCACCAGACAACUCAUCUCUCCAGACAAGCUGGUAGCAAUGACUGUGAUGGGUGAACCAGAAAAGACCAACAGCAGCUUCCUUGCCCUAGUGCUGGCCAGAACUUCUGGGAACAUUGAUGUCCAAUACUUGAAGAGGAAGUGGGCAUCUCCAGUGAAAGAUGAGAAGAAGCAACUGCGUUUGCUUUUACAGGAAGCCCUAUAA
Molecule: messenger RNA, 3177 nt
Organism: Orycteropus afer afer
Lineage: Eukaryota; Metazoa; Chordata; Mammalia; Tubulidentata; Orycteropodidae
Gene: DYNC2I1
Product: dynein 2 intermediate chain 1
Exons: 25
Coding region: 1-3177 (1058 amino acids)
Biological process (GO): intraciliary transport
Cellular component (GO): cytoplasmic dynein complex
Molecular function (GO): dynein heavy chain binding; dynein light chain binding
Source: RefSeq, a predicted model, not a curated record